GCACACCCGGCGACAGCACCCCGAGAGCGACGCACGCACGACGCCAACCCCCACGCUGCCGCCCGCUGACAUGCCGGUGAACUUAAACGAGAGCGACUUGGAUCGCAUUCGGCAGAGCAUCUCGGACCCAGUCCAGUCAAAUCGAGAAGCGAAGCGACAGCACCUCAAGGAAUUGUCGACGCAACGGACGGGGAAAUGGCCCAACACGCUUGAAGCGAUGCGACGCAAGAAAGAAAACUGGAAGAAGGACAAAGAAGAGCGUGAAGAAGCGGAGCGUCUCAAGAUUGAUGAAGAAGAAUUGCGACUGCAAAAAGAGUACCGCACCAAGCAGAUCGAACGGGCGAAUCGCCUGUUGUACGAACAAACUGACAGGAUGAAGACGUUGCGGAGUAAGGAGCUGCUGGCAGAUGUGCUCCAGGAUCGUGAGUACCAAAUCGGCGAGAAGCAAGCCGUGAAAGCACUGGACAAGAAGGUCGAGGACGGGUGGACGGCAACCCUAAUGACUCAGCUCCGCGAUGCCGACCGAAAGGCUGAAGAGGAGCGAAAGGAGCGCGAGCACAAGCACAAGGAGCUCGCCGUGAUGCAACAAAAGCAACUCGAAGAGUACAAAAACACGCACAUCGCACAUUUGCGCGAAGAGAUGCGCGACGGCGAGCGCAUCAAAGCCAAGGCUGAGCAGGACGCACGUGACGAACAAGAGGCCGAGUUGGCGCGGAAGCGACGGGUCAAGCAGGCGAAUGAGGACACGCGACUUGCAAACGAGCGGCUGAAGUUGUUGCGAAAGCAAGAAGAGGAAAAGGAGGAGGCCGAGGAGCUCAAGCGACAAGAGGAUGCCCGCAAGAAGGAAGAGCGCACGAUGAAGCGGAACGAGUUGCAACGGCAGCGAGAUGAGAAGAAGGCGGCUCAAAAGAUGCGCAUGAUCGAUUUGGCGACCGAGAAUCUCUUGAGAUUUGAAGCCAAGUCGGAGGCGCGCCUGGAGAACCAGAAGAAGGAGGUCCGACAGAAAGAAGACAACGAAAUAAAGUUCCGCGCAGAGCGUCGAGCAGCACAGAAGAGCGCAAUUGAUCAUAGCCGCAGUUUGCAACUGGAAGAGAAGCAGCGACGCAAGCAAGACGAGAUAGAAAUGGCCAAGGAGCAGUCGCUUAAGUGGGCUGACUACAAUCAGCGCGUUGAGCGCGCCAUUAUGAAAGAGGAACAAGAGAGAAAGCUCGACAAUGUUCGUCUGGCGGCACUGCAACGACAGCAAGCUGACGCCAAACGCACGAUUGAAAUGGAGGACCGUGCCGCGCAGAUUCUGGCGGAAGAAACGAUCAAGAAUGGACACUCGAUAGAGCAAGAACUGUACAAGCAGUAUGCUGCACAUGUGUUGGACGACGCCGAGAAGCGAGGCAUGACGAACGUGCAUCCACUCAAGCAAGCCCUGAAAGCCAAGGGGAUCGAUCUCUUGCCCGCAUCUGGUUUCCGCGUUUAGCUCCUUGGCCAAGCAUGAGAAUCGUCGUGCCAGGAGAUACAAUCUUAAACCUAAUGCUUGCGAGGGUUUCGACGUCGUGUCUCGCAAGUAUAACCAGGUGCAUCAUCGUUC
Messenger RNA from Aphanomyces invadans, 1582 nucleotides. RefSeq lists its product as hypothetical. The record is from RefSeq and is a predicted model, not a curated record. Bases 71 to 1471 code for a protein of 466 amino acids. The transcript is spliced from 3 exons. NCBI's taxonomy places the organism in Eukaryota, Oomycota, Saprolegniomycetes, Saprolegniales, Verrucalvaceae.